AUGCGAGUACUAGUCGCAGCCACUAUCAACGACCCGUCGGGCCCGUCGAUGGUCGACCUGGACCCCGACGGCGACGUUCAGUACGCCAUCCUCUCGCACACCUGGACCGGCAGCGAGGUCCUGUUCGCAGACAUCGUGAACGGCACGGGCGCCGAGAAGCCGUCGUUCCGGAAGGUGCGGUACACAUGCCUGCAGGCCAUCGCGGACGGGCUCGAGUACGUCUGGAUCGACUCGUGCUGCAUCGACAAGACCAGCAGCGCGGAGCUGUCCGAGGCCAUCAACUCCAUUUACGAGUGGUACCUCAAGGCCGCCGUGUGCUACGCGCACCUCGAGAGCGUGGCCCGGGACGCGAGGCCGGCGGACGCGGAGUCCGGCUUCGCGCGCUGCCGCUGGUUCACGCGGGGCUGGACGCUGCAGGAGCUGCUGGCGCCGGCGGACCUGGUCUUCUACUCGGACGACUGGGCCCGGCUCGGGGAGAAGGCGACGCUGAGCCGGCCCAUCGCCGCCAUCACGGGCAUCGACGAGGCCAUCCUCACGGGCCGCCGGCCGCUGCGGUCGGCGAGCGUGGCCAAGCGCAUGUCGUGGGCGGCGCAGCGCCGCACGACGCGGCCCGAGGACGCGGCCUACUGCCUCAUGGGCGUCUUCGGCGUCAACAUGCCCAUGCUCUACGGCGAAGGCGGGCGGGCCGCCUUCCUGCGCCUCCAGGAGGAGGUCAUGAAGCACUCGGACGACCAGUCGCUCUUCGCGUGGGUCGACGCCGACGCCUCCCCCGGCGCGCAGCACGGCCUGCUCGCCCCGUCGCCCGGCGCCUUCGUCUACUCCAACUCGGUCAUCCCCUACCAGGACUGGGACCCGCGCCCGCCCUACUCCAUGACCAACCGCGGCCUGUGCAUCGACCUGCCGCUCAGCCGCCUCGAGCAGCAGCGGGAUGAUGGCGGCGGCGGCAACGGCGACAAUGGCGACGGCGACGACGUCUACGUCGCGGCGCUCGACUGCCCCGCGCCCCCGGACUACGAGGACUCGACCUUCCUGGCCGUCUACCUCCGCAAGCUGUCGGCCGGCAGCGACCAGCAGUACGCGCGCGUGCGCGCGGCCCAGUUCGCCAAGGUCAGCCGGCGCGGCGCCCUGCAGCGCGUCUACGUGCGGCAGGACCCGACGGCCCGCGCCGCCGAGACCGAGGGCGUGUUCCCGCACCACGUCCUGCAGCUGCGCGCCGGCCCCCCCGCGGCGAUGUACCGCCUCGUGGGGACCUUUGUGCCUCCCGCGCCCGACGACGACGGGGAGGGGGACGGGAAGGACGGGAAGGACGGGGAGGCAGUAGCAGCAGCCGCAGCAGCAGCAGCGAAGAAGCUGCCGGUCCCGCCGACGCCUCUCCCCAUCAUGUCGAGCAGGGCGGCGGCGGCGUCGCGGGGCUGGAUCUCGGGCCUGACGCGGACGACCUUUCUCGCGCGCAAGGCGAGCGGGCUGCUGGCCGUCGGGCUGCUGCUGCUCCGGGCGGACGGCGAGCGGCUCGUCGUGCUCCUCGGGUCGGCGGGCAAGUUCGAGGUCGGCUUCGACGCGGUCGAGCUGCCGCCGGUGUACGUCUCCGGCAGCGACGACGGCAACAAGAACAACAACAAGAACAACAGCAACAACCCUCGCAUACACACACAGGGGCUCGGCUUCGAGGACCUGCAGAGGAGGUUCUCGCCGAGGCCGCCGGGCCGGCAGCUCGAGCUCCUGUGCCACCGCGUCGACGUGGCCGUGUUGCCGAUGGUGCACGGCUCCGGCAAGUACUACAUGAUCGACCUGGACGUGCAGGCAUGUGGAAGCUCGUCGGUCACGCGGGAAGUAGUGGACGGCCUCGUGGACGCGUACCAGAGCGCGACGGGCAAGAAGAGCCAGAGUGAAGCCAGGGGUACUUCUAUAUGGCGGAGAUUGAUCAAUCAUUAG
Messenger RNA from Thyridium curvatum, 1932 nucleotides. RefSeq lists its product as uncharacterized. The transcript has a single exon. Bases 1 to 1932 code for a protein of 643 amino acids. Lineage: Eukaryota; Fungi; Ascomycota; Sordariomycetes; Thyridiales; Thyridiaceae. The record is from RefSeq and is a predicted model, not a curated record.